This is a messenger RNA of Acanthoscelides obtectus, 1511 nucleotides long. Lineage: Eukaryota; Metazoa; Arthropoda; Insecta; Coleoptera; Chrysomelidae. The record is from the annotation of a GenBank genome assembly.
AAAUACCAGUCCAAACAUUUAAUUUUUGUGGCUGCUGUGUAUGAACCUCAUGAUAAAUUCUGGGAUUAGAAUCGGACCAAUAUCGGCAGUUAUGACGAUUUACUACGCCAUUUAAGAAAAAGGAACAUUCGUCGGAAAAGCAAGUGUAGUAUGCCUUCCAGACUUCUCGCGAACAACGGCUAUGUCCACAUUCACACUGAAUCUCACUUCUGUUCUCGUCUUUAUACGGUAUGGACGACAGUGCAGCGGCUUUGAUGGUAUCUGCGUUGGCGUACUAUAACCUUGUAAAUAUAACCAUUAGGAAUAGAAUUAAUAAGAAAAGGCCCAGACGUUGGUGGAUGACGCAAAUUCAUCUAAGCAGAACAAGCUCAAGCAUGCAAAGUCAGUUGGGAGAACUUUUCGCUGAACCAAGUGGAGAAUUUAAGAAGUUCACGCGAAUGUCAACUACGGACUUUGAAUUUUUGCUCAACAAGAUUUCUCCUCUAAUUAGCAAACAAGAUACACAACUUCGAAAAGCCGUACCAACCCGAAUGCGUCUUGCUAUAACAUUGAGAUACUUGGCCACGGGAGAUAGCUUUCAAAGCCUUCAUUUUUUAUUCAAAGUGUCACCGCAAUUGAUUUCAACAAUUGUUCCCGAAGUAUGUAAAGCACUGAAUCAAGUAUUGAGAAAAGAAAUACAGAUUGCAUCAUCUGCUGAAGAAUGGCUGGAAAUCGAAAAAGGAUUCAGCUCAAAAUUUCCUAGAGCCAUUGGUGCAAUAGAUGGCAAACAUAUUGUUCUGACGUGUCCACAAAAUUCAGGCUCGGAGUACUUCAACUACAAGAAAAGUUUCAGUAUUGUGCUCAUGGCAUUAGUCGCUGGCAAAUAUAACUUUAUUUUUGCUGAUAUUGGUGGUCAGGGAAAAAUGAGUGAUGGUGGAAUUUUCCGACAUACUUUGUUGAUUUCUAGGAACACUUUGAAUUGACCAGCGUCACAUCCACUACCAGGUUCAAAUGUUGAUAUACCUUACGUAUUUUUGAGUGACGGUGCAUUUGCACUGCACCCGAAUAUCAUGAAACCUUAUCCUGGUAACCAUGACAGGGAUAGCUCUGAACGCAUGUUUAAUAAAAAACUAUCUGGAUCAUGCGUAGUCGUAGAGAAUACAUUUGGAAUAUUGUCCUCAAAGUUUCGAAUAUUUAAAAGGCCAAUUGAGCUCUGCCCCGAGAAAGCUUCUGUUAUCACCAUGACUUGUAUAUUAUUACAUAAUUAUUUAAUAAAAAGCAAUACUUCAUCACAAAUGUGUUCCCCACAAGGCACUGUUGAUGUUUACGAUGAUAACGACACUCUUAUUCAGAAUGGGACAUGGCGUAUAGAUAAUUCAAGCACUAAUGCUAUUCAAAAUAUACCACCAAUAGCACGCCGAGCAGCUGCCAAUGCAAGGCAAGUACGACAUAAGUUCAAAAAUUAUUUUUCCAAUGUAUAUUGAGAAAAAGCUAUAAUUUUUCAAUUUACAUAUUUUUACUGUACAAUAGGU